CGGCGGCGGAAGGGGAGGAGGCGGCGGCGGUGGCGGCGGCCCCGGCUCCGCCCGCGGUGCCUUCGCCGGGCGUCCCCCGGAAAACGGCGCCGCGCUCCGCCGGGGCCGCCAUGGAGGACGAGGCGACGCGGCUCGCCUUCAUGCAGCGGGCCCUCGACGUGGCCCGAGGAGCGCUGGAGGUCGGGGAGGUGCCCGUGGGCUGCCUGCUGGUGUACGAGGGCCAGGUGCUGGGGGAGGGCAGGAACGAGGUGAACGAGACCAAGAAUCCUACUCGACAUGCAGAAAUGGUGGCAAUUGAUCAGGUCCUGGACUGGUGCCAGCAAAACAAUAAAAAUCACGAGGAAGUGUUUUCAAACUCAGUGUUGUACGUAACCGUGGAGCCUUGCAUCAUGUGUGCGGCUGCAGUGCGCUUGAUGAAAAUUCCACGGGUCGUAUAUGGCUGUCAAAACGAGCGAUUUGGAGGCUGUGGCUCAGUUUUGAGCAUCUCAUCUGAUGAUAUGGUAGACACAGGAGAACCAUUUGAAUGCAUGUCUGGCUAUUACGCCAAAGAAGCAGUGGAACUGUUAAAAGCUUUCUACAGACAAGAAAAUCCUAAUGCACCAAAAUCAAAAGUACGGAAAAAAGAUCGUCGUAAGUAGGCCUACGCUGAUGUGAAACAGAAGUUUACAAAAACAUUAUAUGCAAAGGUUUCUUCAGCAUCCUUCUUUUUCAGAAUGUAUGGUCAAAUUAAACUAUGUUAAAUAUGUUC
Messenger RNA from Anas platyrhynchos (mallard), 748 nucleotides. RefSeq names its product adenosine deaminase tRNA specific 2 (gene ADAT2). Gene Ontology annotation, molecular function: tRNA-specific adenosine-34 deaminase activity; zinc ion binding. Gene Ontology annotation, biological process: tRNA wobble adenosine to inosine editing. Gene Ontology annotation, cellular component: nucleus; cytoplasm. The record is from RefSeq and is a predicted model, not a curated record. Lineage: Eukaryota; Metazoa; Chordata; Aves; Anseriformes; Anatidae.